UAUUAAUGUGCAGCAACACGACAACCUGAAAGUACAUCCUCUGCCGUCGCGGUCUUGUUUACUCUUGAACUUGGAGUCGGGCCUCAUAGUAUGUCGUGACACACAUCCCCACAACAGAGACUUCUCGUAACGGUAUCUGACCUCCCCACCUCCAAUGUGACUGACCUAGUUUCCAUCUAUACUAAUUUUUUUCCUUGCGUUACGGCAAUGCGGAAACCUCAAUCUCCGGAGGAUUGGUGGGCAAUAAGCUUGCAGUGAGCUCGCCGACAGUGGCUCUGUAUCAUGCUGACGAUUGCUAACGCUCAGUUUGUUAUUGUUGAUAAGUGUUAGGUGUUGCGGUGGUCAGUGUUUUUUGUGUUAAUCCGGACAGGUGGAGGAAUAUUGGAAUGAAACCAGGAGUGUGCCAUAUUCUGCUGACACUUAGUCUGAUAAUGUCUGGUUAUGGAUAUGAUGGGUACACCUCCUGUUCACGACCUUACCGUAUGUCGAAAGCUCAGGCAGCACUUCCAUGUGAUUUUCAGCUGCAAACAUGGUGCACUAUCCCAGGAAGUGCCUACCCUUGGCGUGCUGUACGACGAUUUGUUCAUGAAAACCAAGGACUAAUGAGAAGAAUGUAUGGAGAUCAGAGGCACAUUUCGGUCCUCCGAGCAGAAAUUGAGUCCAAUGAUGUAGAAUAUUUGAAUGAAUGGAAAUUCCAAGAGGAUGUGCGGAGACGUUACACUACAACAACGCCUCAAUCUACAACAGCUUCUGCAGAACACAUCACAAACCCCUACUUUAGACCUGCAUCAACCACUGACUCUACACCAAAACUCAAAUCUACUUCAAAGUCCCAACAGAUUGAAUCAGGUUAUGCCAAAAAUUCUAAUCCAGUAACUACAGAAGUUGACAACAAUAAUUCUGUUGCGAAUAAGAUAUAUGAAUCUACUUCAAAUACUGCAACAUCUGAAGCUCCUUCCAGCACAACAGUGCAGACAACCAGUGAACAAACAACUGUCAAUCUGUCUACUAUUUCAAAUAUCGUUGCAUCAGAGAAAACUCUGAAUACUGCAGCAGACAUAACACAGCUUCAUGAGACAAGCACCACACCUUGUACCAGUACAGAGCAAACAGAAACAUCCACUGCAGAGCCUCCAACAGCCACGACUAUAGAAUUUACAAGUGAUGAAAGCACUGCUGCCAUAACACACACUGAGAAAAUUUUUGAAUCACAGCUCUUUCAGGAUUCAAAAGAGCAGCAAACAGACAGCAGUAGUCAAUCGACCCCAACCGGAGUUGUCAAACUAAGGGGAGUAAAUGCUUGUCCUGUGAAAGAGGAAGUUGUUGCACCAUUUUGGGCCAACAACACUCGUGGGGAGGUUCUUGCCUUGCUGAAUUUAUAUCCAUUUGAGCAAUAUGUCCACUGGGAAAAAUGCACUUUUGAGUACAAACAGAUGUUCUGUCGUGAAGGGUGCCGCUGUGAACAACAGUAUCGAUUGCAUCGACUGCUGGCAUAUGAUCCAAAUAAUGAGUGUCGAGGCAUAUUUUCUGACUGGUUCAAGUUUCCAUCAUGCUGUGUGUGUCGGUGCUAUGAUCUACCAGUUGAAUUCCAGAUAACAUCACGUAGUCCACGCUCACAGCCUCCAACAUGGAACCUCUACAACAGUGUACCGCCAGAUUGGUACAGGCUGGCUAAUACAGGAUAAAGUGCUCCUUUUGUUACAAACAAUCUGAAGCCCACCGCACAUUUAUGUUACACCGAAAGGGAUGGAGUUAUUGCAGCACAGUUCUAUACAAAAUUCCUGGCCACAUAUAUGUUCAUCAGUAGUAGUGUACCCAUUGUGAAAUCUCUUGCAACAGCGUUUUUCAUGAAAGUUUAGUGUGGUGAGCAUAAACAUUAAGAAUGGGAUAAUGAAAUAUGUGCUAAAUGAAUUUUAAAUUUUUUAACUUUUUUAUGGGGAUUACAGUGCAUUCACAUUGUGGCUGAUAAGGCUCGUGAAGGAUUUAUUUACAAGUAAGUGGAAGUCUUGUACUUAUAAAUAUUAAUGGCACAGAUAUUUGAAAUAAUGGUCCCAGUAUAUUUAGGGAACUAAGUCCUUUAGCAGAAUAUCUCCCAUAAGAGGGCACAAUUCUGGAGAAGGAUUACAGUUAGUUUGUAUAAAGUUUAAAUGUAAAGUGACAUAAGACUGAAGGUCCUGUGUUAACCAUGGUGUUUGGUCCUUUUCUUCAGUAGUGUACACUAUUUUACAGUUAUUAUUUCUAAAACAGGAAUUAUCAUUAUUGAAACUAUGUGUAUAUAUGAUCACAGUCUACAGUGUAUGGAUAAUCACAGUCAAUGUAAAGAAAGUCUACUCACAAACAUCAGUGAACUUCAUAACAUUCAUUCAUUCAUUCACUAUUAAUUGCUAUCGUUUUUAUUGAGAAGUCAGAGUACAUGGAAAGCCAAUGAUAGAACAAAAAUUUUGAUAAUGUGAAAGCUGUAACUAAAAUUCAUAACAAUUUUCAUGUGAAAUAGCAAGUAAUGCAUCCAUUCAGCAUCAACAGAGAUGGUUAUAAUCUUAACUUCAUGAAAAGUGGGCUUUUUGUGCAUAAAUGGAAGGAAUAUUUGAUUGUGCCUAAUUAAACGUGGCCAGCAGUAAUACAGUUGCUACCAAACAUUAUGCAAUGUCUGGACUGUGAGAUAUGUUUGCAUGUUGUGUGACCUUUUACACAUAAGUUGUUUAAAUAUUAGUUUAUCCAGUAGGUGGCUGUAGAAUCUAGUGAAAUUCUCAGAUUACAAAAGAAGAGCUGAGGUAUUGGUUAUUUUCUUGAACUACCUUUAAGAGUGUUAAGAACUUCUUUUUUUAAUUAAUGCAAAUACCAUGAUCUGAGUUCAUAAGUUGGCUAUAUUAAUGGCUAACCAUAUAUUUUGAUGCAAGAAAGUAAGACUUUACACAGAUAAUGACUAAGGUGAUGAAAAAAUUCAUAUUCUUUACUGGAUUUGAAGAAUUAUAUCGAUUUGAAGGGGUUCAACAAUUCCAGGUAGUGACAGUCCUCAUAUAUUCAGCUGAAGUGAACAAAAACUCAGUCAAAACAGUAUUAUAGCAGAUUGUAUUGAAGGCAGUAUAGUAUUUUAGAUUCCAUAAAUAAAUAAAUAAAUGUUGAAUUAAAAUGGAUGCUUACUUUCAAAAUAUACAGAUAAUUCAAGACAAAAGUGAAGAUUCUGUGAAGGUAGUAUAUAUGCUUGAAUGGUUUUGAAGCUGGAUUAGGUUAAGCCUUGUGCUAUAUACACUGCUGGCUGAAGCUAUGCUGUGCAGAAUACUCUGUAUAGAAAUUGCAGUAAGAGAGAAAAUGCAUUUCAAGAGAAACAACAUCAAAUGACUUGUAAUUCAGAAGUAUCAGGAAGUGACAUGUGAAAAGUAUCACCUGAGGAAUUCAGAUGCAUUUGGCUUUCAUAUCAUAUAUGCUAUUCUUUCAUAACUGCAGUUUUAUUGUUUGCAUUGUCAUGGAAGAAACGGUACACAUGGAGUUGAGUUAAAUCUAUAAGUGUUGAUGGUCCAACUUUCAAAGGUAUUAAUGUGAAGAACAAGGUAAGUGUAUUUCUUUCUAUUUCUCACCCUCUGCUAUUUUGAAUUGCCUAUUCAAAGCAGUCAUCUGACAAAUCAACAUUCCCUAAAAGACAUGAAAGUGAAAUAAAAGCUGUGUGGGUUCUCAAGUUAGUAGUUCAACAUGAAAAUAUAUCAAGCUUGGCACUGCAUGGAACUAAGUGGUUAGCUUCAUUCUUUGGAUGCUUUAUUUCUGAGGAAAGAAACCACUGUAUUCACUGGGUAAAAAAUUGAAUAGAUCCCAGAGCUAGCCUGCUUGUGAUGGCAAAAUGAAGCAUUUGUGUGAAAGAAAAGCUGGGAGUAGAAAGUGAAGUAAUUCAAAUUGCAUUUUAUAUUUCUUUGCUAGGCUGCUUCCACAUUUUUCAGUAGUAGAAAGUCCAUUUUGUUUUCAUAUUGAUAGAAUAUAUUUGUGAAUUGCUUUUUGCAAGUAUGCAAUUUAUUACAAAAGUAAAAUAUCUAAGAACUGAAAAUAAAUUUUAUUAUGCGUAGCAGGAAGCUGCAACACACAUUCCUUAGAAAUAUGAUUUGCAAAUACAUUGCAGUAAUAUGUACCUCAGAACAUACAUGUGAUACUACAAACUUAUUUCCAUAUUUUUAAUAUUUAAUAGCAUUCUGUAAAAGUGGAAGGAUGUCUCAGGCAUUUAUUUUUAAUUCCUCCAUAAAUACCUGUGAAAGAAAAAUAUUAUAUAUCUCAGAGUUUGAUCACUGAACAAUUUCAGGUUUCCUGCUUUAACAAAAUGAAAUGGACUCAUGAUAUGCGUAAAGAAAAUUAAAACAUGAAUUUCUUACAAACAAUACUGCCUGCUCUAAUAUAGUUAAAGAGUUCUACUUACUAUGCAUGUUCUUUAUGACAUACAUGUAAACAUAUUAUUUACAAAUUUACCUUGGCCAACUUGUGACAACCACAAUACUGCAUAUUAAUGCUUAUGACAGAUCAACAUUAAUAAUCUAUUCUUUAUUCUUUUCCUGCUACAUCCAUUGCUAAAGUAAGAUUUGUUAGGAAUAAUAAGGAAUUCUUUUACUAUAGUGUCCUUAGAGUAUGGGACUGCAUUGCAUCUCUGUCAACAUACUUUUAAAGGUUUAAAUUCCUUUGGUUUUCUAAAGGUCUUCUUUCUCACAAGAUCGUCUGUAAAUAUGGACAGUAGUGAUUUUGUAAGAUUCUGGUACUGAGAUAUGGCAAGUAUGUGGGAACUUUCAACAUUGCUGUCAAAAAGUGAACCUUUAAAAUACUAAAAACAGAAUAUUGAAUUUUUGUAUGGUAAAGCCAAUACAGUUUAUCUAAGCUGUACAGUUUUCUUAUUUGAAGACCAUUCAGUUCUUUUUUAAGAUGCUGUUUCAAUGCACUAGAAAAGAGACCUUGUUACAUGUGAAUACUAACAGUAUUGUUUAAAAAACAGAGGAAGCUUUUAGUGAUAGUGUCUUCUGCGUGUCAUCUCUCUGGAUUUGAAAUAAAUAAUACUUAAAAGGAAA
This is a messenger RNA of Cryptotermes secundus, 5033 nucleotides long. RefSeq names its product protein spaetzle 4 (gene spz4). Gene Ontology annotation, cellular component: extracellular region. The transcript has 5 exons. NCBI's taxonomy places the organism in Eukaryota, Metazoa, Arthropoda, Insecta, Blattodea, Kalotermitidae. Gene Ontology annotation, molecular function: Toll binding; growth factor activity. Bases 387 to 1685 code for a protein of 432 amino acids. Gene Ontology annotation, biological process: innate immune response; regulation of Toll signaling pathway; central nervous system formation. The record is from RefSeq and is a predicted model, not a curated record.